AUGCGCUUAACAGCACUUCGGGCGAUAGUAGAUGAUGAUGAUGAUGAUGAUGAUGAUGAUGAUGAUGAUGAUGAUGAUGAUGAUGAAUCUGAUGAUGAUGAUGAUGAUGAUGAUGAUGAUGAUGAUGAUGAUGAUGAUGAUGAUGAUCAUGAUGAUGAUGAUGAUGAUGAUGAUGAUGAUGAUGAUGAUGAUGAUGAUGAUGAUGAGGCUGAUGAUGAUGAUGAUGAUGAUGAUGAUGAUGAUGAUGAUGAUGAUGAUGAUGAUGAUAAGGGUUUGGACGAUAAUGACAUCAUAGCCGUCCGUGCGGUGAAAAUUAUGUCUUGCAUAUUGCGUGCUGGAGAUUGA
Messenger RNA from Echinostoma caproni, 345 nucleotides. The record is from the annotation of a GenBank genome assembly. NCBI's taxonomy places the organism in Eukaryota, Metazoa, Platyhelminthes, Trematoda, Plagiorchiida, Echinostomatidae.